Cladocopium goreaui is the source of this 1878-nucleotide messenger RNA. The record is from the annotation of a GenBank genome assembly. NCBI's taxonomy places the organism in Eukaryota, Dinophyceae, Suessiales, Symbiodiniaceae.
AUGGCGUGUUGCGGCGUUUCGGGGGUCAAUUUGACGCCCUUGGCCAGAUAUGCGAGAUCCAUGAAGGCUCAUCUUGAUUCUGAUUUGCUUCCCAUGCGGUUCCCUAUGUAUACCGUACCACUGGAAACACUACUGAAGAUGACCAAAGCUGAGCCUCAUGAAGAGCUAAAAGCCCAAGGGGUCCUGGUGGAGUUUGAAAGGCAUAGAGGCCAGGCGGCGUUUGUUUCACACCAGUGGGUUUCAAGAGACCACCCAGACCCAGAGUUCAAGCAGAUGAGGGUCUUGCAGGAUGCUCUGAAGGAAAUGAUGGGCAGUUUGAAAAGAUUUCCGGUGAACCCUGUGACAGAAGUUGCGGAAGGGAACGUCAAGCCCAUCCCCACAUCCAGGAUUCUGUCAGAACCGCUGUUCUUCUGGUAUGACUACUUUUCCUGCCCGCAAAAGGAACGUGUCAGACUGAGCAUGGGGCAAAAUCCAGUGAGCAACUCGGGACGAAGUCUGAUGGAUGCAAUCAACAGCAUCCCAGCCUAUGUGUCCAAGUCUGCUUUCUUCUUGGCUCUCGUCCCAGUAUUGGAGAAUCCCAGCAAGACCAAUUUGAUAACAACUUUGACCUGGCAGGCAAGAGGGUGGUGCCGUUUGGAGAGAACUUGCCGGGAACUCUCCCAAGAGCACUCCUGGAUCAUAGUGAAAGGUGCAAGAGACCUGGAGGUCAUAGGAAGUAUGAGUGCAUCCCUGCGCGCUGGCUCUGGGCCAGUUGGCGAUGGCAUUUUUAGCGUGUCAAAGGAUCGCUUCAAGCUUGGACCAGUUCUGAUGAUAGCCCUCAAACGCAAAAUGCUCAGUCUCCUGAAGGCUCAGGUUUUGGCAGGCUAUCGGGCUUUCUUGAACCAGCAACCUUUGCUGUUCAGAGGAUUGGAUGUCAAUUUCUUUGACCCCUUGGGACUUGGAGCAGACCAGAUGGGAUUGGACUCAUCAGAACUCACACAGUUCUUCCACCAGAAUGGUUUUCGCAGCGUUCGGGAGACUGACAGUGGUGGUUGGUCGCCCCUUCAUUACGCUGCCCUAAAUGGGAACCCCUCGUUGGUUCAAGAUCUGCUGGAGGGUCAGGCAGAUCCCAACCAAGGCAGCAAGAAAGUUCAUCCGAGCCUCGGGCAUGCUGCAGGGACCCCGCCUCUUUCCAUCGCUUGCCUUUUCAAGAACAACGAGGCCGCCCGGCUCCUGAUCUCGGCCAAGGCCAAGGUCACCAAUGGGAUGCUGAUUCACCCUCCAUUCAUUUGUGCGUGCACUGCCAACAAUACACAGGCCAUUGAGCUUUUGUGCGGUGCUGGCUGCAACCCGCGGCACAUCAACAUUUUUGGUGUAAGUCCCAUGGAAACUGCUGCCUAUUAUGGCGGAUUGGAAGCUAUGGAGGAACUCCUAAGAUCUGCAAGUGCCAGUGACCUAGAUCCCACGGCCGCUCUUUACAAUGCGGUGUUUGGUGGUGGAGGUUCCGAGGUGGUGCACCGCCUUGUUGAGCUUCGAGCCGAUGUAAAUGCUCAGACGGAUGGCCACUGGAAGCGCACGAAGCUCAUGCGAGCCGUGUACUCGCUGACGGUUUUGCAGCAUCGGAUUCACAAGGUCACCACGCUGAACCGCAUCUUUUACCACGCCAAAGGGGCGACGCCUCUGAUGAUUGCUUUGAUGACUGGGCAGCACGAUUGCGCGGCGGCUCUGAUUGCUUGUGGGGCGCAGGUUCAUCUGAAGAACUCGAGGGGGUGGACUGCAGCGGAUUUUGCAGAAGGGCGUUCAGUGCCAGAGUUCCUGCAGCAAGCAUUGCAAGGACGGGUGGAAGCAUGCCAGAGGGUGUCACUACUGGCGCAAGGAUGGGUGGAGAUGCGGUUUUAG